UGUCAUUCUAGGCUACCUGAUAUCUUUGGUCUGGUUGAAUUACAUUAACAGCAGUCAUAGUAUCAUCUGCCGCAAUGAUUCCGCUAGCAGUUCCUGAGGGCUAGGUGAACAAUUUUGCAGAGCAGACCAUGGGAUUUUUGGCUAGCUAACCUUUAUAAUGAAAAGAGGAAACACUCUGGCUUCUCAGAAUGAAUUCAGUGGAACAGGACCACGGAACAGAUUCCAGUCUUGAUUCCACUGAAAUUGCCUCUGCUGCAGAAGACGAACUGCCAGAUUCUAAUCUUUGUUUUUACUACAAAAGGAUUUUCUGUAUACAGCAAGCAAAAGUAGAUCCUAGAGAAAACGAAAAUGAAGAGAUCACAACGCCUCGGUGCCAUUUUUUAAUUCCCAUAAGGCUGCUUCCCUUUAUCCUUGCCUUAUUUCUCACUUUAAUCAUAGCAGCGGCCAUUGCCUUGAGCGUUUAUUUCAAUUGCAAUGGGAGGUUCCAGUGCAGAUCUUCCUUUAAAUGUAUUGAUCCUACAGCAAGGUGUGAUGGUGUCUUCAACUGUAAAGAUGGAGAAGAUGAGUACAGAUGUGUCAGACUGAGUGGCAAAAGGGCUGUACUGCAGGUGUUCAGUUUUGGAACCUGGCGGACGGUGUGCUCAGAUGGCUGGAAAGAAAACUAUGGGAGUGUUACAUGUAAAUACUUAGGAUUUUCAAGUUUUGUAAGUUCAUCUGGCUUCCCAGUGGCUGCCACUGAGAAUGAGUUUCAGAAAUAUUUUGUUACUGCAAAUCAUUGGUUAUCAGCUGAUCAGCUAACAUCACCACAGAAUGCUACCCACUUACGAGAAGAAUGUACUUCAGGCAAUGUAAUUGUCUUAAAAUGUCUGGCAUGUGGUACCAGGUCUUGGUACUCCCGACGUAUCGUUGGUGGAAAUGCGUCACUGCUCCAGCAAUGGCCAUGGCAAGCCAGCCUUCAAUUUCAAGGAUAUCAUUUGUGUGGUGGGUCAGUCAUCACCCCCUGGUGGAUUGUUACAGCAGCUCAUUGUGUUUAUGAUUUGUACCUACCUAGAGCUUGGAGUGUACAUGUGGGUUCUGUAAUCCUGGAAGAAAGACUGGUUAAUACAUACUUAGUGGACAAAAUUAUAUACCAUAAAAAUUAUAAGCCUAAAACAAUGAAGAAUGAUAUAGCACUGAUUAAGCUGGCUAGUCCACUUGCACUAAAUGGUCUUAUAGAGCCAAUUUGCCUUCCUAAUUUUGGAGAACAUUUUCCAGAAGGAAAAAUGUGUUGGAUAUCAGGAUGGGGAGCGACAGAAGAAGGAGGUGAUACUUCAGAAACCAUGAAAUAUGCUGGUGUCCCUUUAAUUUCUAACAAAGUGUGCAAUCAUGGGGAGGUCUAUGGAGGAAUUGUAGCUUCAUCAAUGCUCUGCGCAGGUUAUUUAAAAGGAGGCAUAGACACCUGUCAGGGAGAUAGUGGGGGGCCAUUGGCAUGCAAAGAUAUGAAUACUUGGAAGUUGGUAGGAACAACCAGCUUUGGGGUGGGCUGCGCAGAAGAGAACAAACCUGGAGUCUACAGUCGCAUCACCUCAUUUCUGGACUGGAUACAUGAACAAAUGGAGAGAGAAGAGUGGAAGGGAGACGGUUAGCAUCAUCAUCAUAAGUUCUUCAAAAUGCUCUACAAUUAACUUCCAGCUUGUACGAUUUUUGUACUUUUUAACAGAGAUGCUGCAACGUUCCUUUUUUCCUAUAACUACAAAAUGCUCUUUACAAUGGAGAAUUUUUACCUUCUUCUAAUGACUUCAUGCAAUAUUGAGAUGAAGGCUUUGUAAACCAUGGAUCCUUUUUUUUAAUCCCAUCCAUAAUCUUAUUGCAUUAAAAUGGAACCAGAAGAUCCUAUAAGAUCUGGCCAAACAAGCAGAACAAAUGAAGGACAUGUUUAAAGAAUGAGCUGAGUUCCUGCAGCAAGAAUGGAAGGAAUACAAAUAAAAGGGGAGAGGGGACUACCUUAUGUCUCAUAUACGGAACUACUUCUGGUAGAAAUUCUGUUAGAUGCUAGUUGAAUGUUGAAUAUUUUCACUUCAAGGCACUUAAUUACUGAUCUGAACAAAGCUUGACUUUGGUGCUUGCUAGCAGGGACAGAGACACACAAAAUCUGUGUUCUUUGAUAAUAAUAAUUAUUUUUUGUCUUUUUUUUUUUGCUUCAGAGAUAACAACUGCACUGUUAUUUCCUUUCUGCAGUUAUUUAAACAACAGACUCCACAAGUCUAUUAGAAGAUUGGUUCUUUCUAAAACAAAGUAGAUGGAAAUGUAUAAGUGCAGACCUGACCUAGAUCAUCAGGACAUGUCUCACACAAGUGGUCACACACUAGGUCUAGUUUUUGUCUUGGGACAGUUCCAAGGUGAUCUGAAAAUAGACAAUGUUACAAUUAGUCCUUUGUCAUGGUAAGAUCACUCUCUGAUUGCUUUUGGAUUUGCUGAUGCUCUCCUCACUGCAGGGAGGUUGCACCUAUUAGA
This is a messenger RNA of Candoia aspera, 2493 nucleotides long. RefSeq names its product transmembrane serine protease 3 (gene TMPRSS3). Gene Ontology annotation, cellular component: membrane. Gene Ontology annotation, molecular function: protein binding; serine-type endopeptidase activity. Bases 189 to 1625 code for a protein of 478 amino acids. NCBI's taxonomy places the organism in Eukaryota, Metazoa, Chordata, Lepidosauria, Squamata, Candoiidae. The record is from RefSeq and is a predicted model, not a curated record. The transcript is spliced from 13 exons. Gene Ontology annotation, biological process: proteolysis.